AUGCCGAAAAAACUGAAAGUAGUAGUAAAAUCGCUAUAUUCGCACGAAAUCCGUAAAGAUGUUAGCUUGGAAAAUUUAAAGUCUCUCAAAUUAGAGGAUGCUUGGCCGUUUAUCAGAGACGAAAUUGAGAUUGAAAUCGGCAGCAGUCAGUUGGUGUGUAUUCCUCAUAUUACCGAAGCGGAUUUGUAUAAAGUUACAUCCCUAUUCGUUCCAAAUGAGAAGGAAACAAACGGUAAAAUGUUCACGCCACUCGGCGAAUUGGUGAAGAACAUAAACAAGGAGAAAUCAACCUCCGAACAUGUGCAAUGGCUUGAAGAAGGUGACUUUCAAGAACGUGAUUUCAAGUUUCCCCAUGAAAGCGUAAAGAUUACAUUGCAAGAUGAAGCCAUCAAAAACAAAGUCAGGGUCAUCAUGGUGAACUUCACAAGGACCAGAGUACCCAGGGACAAGGAUCUCGUCAACAACAUCUAUUUGGACGUUGAAAAUAACAAAGAUUUGCAAGGCAAAAAGUCUGUGUACAUGAUCACUGAUGUGCUCAUGGCGAAGACCAUUGAAUUCAGAGUAACAAGAGGGACGUCAUCUAGGAUAUUCCACCUCGGAACUGCUUCACCCCUCGUAUUUGGACUGGAAGAGUUCCUUAUUGGAGAUGAUGGAAAAUUAAUUGCUAAGGAACCUGUGACGAUCCAGUCUAAGUCUCUUCACUGGAAGAAAAUCAGCCCUUCAGACCAUCUGUUCAUCCCACCACGGGACACUGCCUGCAAAGUAUAA
Molecule: messenger RNA, 768 nt
Organism: Spodoptera littoralis (African cotton leafworm)
Lineage: Eukaryota; Metazoa; Arthropoda; Insecta; Lepidoptera; Noctuidae
Source: the annotation of a GenBank genome assembly